Neohortaea acidophila is the source of this 2002-nucleotide messenger RNA. RefSeq names its product ASST-domain-containing protein. The coding region runs from base 164 to 1927 and encodes 587 amino acids. NCBI's taxonomy places the organism in Eukaryota, Fungi, Ascomycota, Dothideomycetes, Mycosphaerellales, Teratosphaeriaceae. The record is from RefSeq and is a predicted model, not a curated record. The transcript has 4 exons.
UCAUGGCGGGUGGUUGGUCUCAAACCUCUACGGGUUCGUGAGAGUGCCCGUCUACUCGUGAUGUGUUUUUUUGAAAACUCCACGCUUCGUCUCCACCUCAUGAGAAGCUCGCUAAGCACGCUAUCCCUUCUUCUGGCGUCGUAAACCCACAUCUUUCGGCGGUAUGCUUGCGACGCUGCUCCCACCGAUAGCUACCGUCUUGUUGGCAUCCGCCGCAGUCACUUCGGCCGAUCUGAGCGACUACGAAUUCGCGCAAUGGCAGCAUCGAAGCGACGACAGUGAUCUGUUCACAUUCGUUACGCGCCCUGACCUGAAGCCCCCCAAACUCAACGUUGCCCUCAACAAGAAAGAGUGGACUGCACCGGGAUAUCUUUUUGUCGCCCCCUACGACUGUCUCGAGUGCAGCCAUGUACCUACCACUUCCUACACGACGCAUCAGAUCGGACCACAUAUCUACACUCAGGAAGGAGAGCUCGUGUGGAGCGGAACCGAGCUGUUUCAAGGCACAAAAGUGUUCGACUUCAAGCCUGUGAUGAUCAACGGAGAACAUCAUCUCUCCUUGGUCGCUCCUACCGAUGCCGAAUGGCAACCCUUCCCGGACGGGUUUGCAAUGGUGCUGAACGCAUCUUACCAACCCACGUUCUCGCUGACUACAGAGGACCUUGGCCAGGCAAUCAAUCUGCACGAAUUUCAUGUUCUUGACGACGGGCAGACAGCGCUUCUUGGAAUGACAAGCCAUCGCGACCGUCGCGAGUCAGACGAAGUACACUGGAGAGGCCCAAUACUGGAUUGUAGCUUCACGGAAAUCGAUUUGCGAACGCGAAAGCCGUCUUUUGAAUGGACUGCCAGCGAUCAUGUCCCAUUUACGGAGUCCUCGAAUCCGUCUCCGAGCGCUGGAUUGCCAGCUGCAUCUUGGGAUUGGUUCCAGUUGAACUCAAUAGAUAAAGAUAAAUCCGGGAGCUACCUGGUAUCGGCAAGAGCUACGAAUACCAUCUAUUACGUCUCCCCCGACGGAUCCAUCCUCUGGCGUCUGGGUGGUUUCAAUUCGUCUUUCCAACAGGAUUUCAAUUUUUCUCGGCAACACCAUGCUCGGAUUCGAGAUCAGAACGACGUCAAUAUGAUCGUCUCCUUCUUCGACAACGCAGCAGACGACACCGGCAGCUGGGCUCCCACUUCCGAAUCGUCGAGCUUGAAGGUUGUUGGGCUGGAUCUGGAAAACAUGGUAGCGACUCUCUACCAUACGCACGAACGGCCAGAUGGCGGACUCACCAAAACCCAUGGCAAUGUGCAGUUCCUUCCCAACGGUGGCGUGUUUGCCGGCUGGGGCGAAAACGCAUACAUGACCGAGUAUGUCAACCGCGGGGGCCAGAAGCUCUACGAAGCGUCGUUUGCAUCGAAGCGCUUUACGAACUACCGAGCGUACAAGAUGGAGUUCGUCGCCCAGCCUCUUACCAAACCAACCACGAAAGCUUUCGUGACGACGAACGCCCGUGGGCAGUUAAGGACGACCAUCUACGUAAGCUGGAACGGGGCGACGGAGGUUGCGACUUGGAGAUUUCACGCCCAUUCUACCAACAAACGUGGCAAACGCGAGCUCGGCCGAGUAGCCAAAACUGGCUUCGAGACGAGGUUCAUAGCAAUGGAGUAUCAUCCCAUCAUCUUCGCCGAAGCCCUCGAUUCCUCUGGCGCCAGCCUGGCCAACUCGUCCCUCGAGAUUACUGAGAUCCCGCCGGGCUUUCACAGCGCGGACAGUCCCACGUACUUUGACCUCGAACGGCGACACAGACGGGACUUUGCCACGCGCACAGUCGUCGCUUUCAUCGCUGGCCUCGCCGUUGCGACCAUCUGGGGACGAUUCCGACUUGGCAAGAUGCAUGUGAAUUGGAAAGAGGGAUCUGGGCGAUGGGCAGCGAAGCAGAAGAAGUAAAUAAUGUUACGAAUUUCAGCGGUGUAGCCUUCUUCUAUGCCACAAUGCAGGAACUUCUUGACUUCAAUCCGAAAA